AUGGCCCGUUUCGGCGCCGGUUGCGCUCUAUCGAGACUGGAGUACGCGAUCGCUAAAGCCCAGAACCACGCGAAAAUCCCAGGGAUCCGUGUGAGAUAUGCAGCCUCCUUUACGAUACAGGAGCGUAUUCCGUGUAGAAAAGCAGGCUUGGAGUGCCGAAAACGCCUCAGGCAUCCGCUUAGCUGUACCAAUUCGGCCCAGUCCAAUUUCGUGCGGCGCGGACGAGCAAACCGCCGCCGAGACUUCCGAGGAGGCUCUUCAUUAAGGGAGCGGGCGGGGCGGUGCCGAGCGAUGGCUUUAUGGGACGAUUUGCAUUUACACGCGCCCGAGCACAGAUUACGGCCGCACUUACCCGCC
This is a messenger RNA of Iphiclides podalirius (scarce swallowtail), 357 nucleotides long. The record is from the annotation of a GenBank genome assembly. Lineage: Eukaryota; Metazoa; Arthropoda; Insecta; Lepidoptera; Papilionidae.